GAGAACAGCUCUCCUCGCCAAUUUUUUCGUGUUUAGUUAAUUUCAUGCGUAAAAUCACCUCAAAAAGAUUGAUUGUUAGUGUUUAUACAAUUGCAAACAAUGGAAUCCAGUGAUAUAUUUGACCGUGCUGUCAGGGUAAAAGAAGAGACUAGUGAUGAGUCGCUGCUUCAAAACUAUAACGAGAUGAUUGACGAGAAACCCGAUUUGAACAACUUCCAACUCUCGCCAUUUCUGCAAGAAACUUCCAUUCAUACCAUUCGAAAAUGUGACAUUAAACUUGAAAGUGAACUUGACAACGAAGUAGAAAUAGUUGUUGAAUGUGAAGACGUCAAGCCCAACUUUGAUUCAUUGACGAUACGGAAAAUUGGCGAUGAUUUUCAAAAUUGUUUGCGCACAGUGAAAAAUACGAUUAAAAAAGAACCCUCGGAGAAAGUGAAACAAGAAAAUGUUAGUGAUACUGCCGAACAAUUGAAUUUAAAUCUCGACUGUGAACUUGCCGAGCAAAGUAAAAAAAGGAGAAUAUCAAAAAUGUCUGACCAUCAACAUAAAAUCAAAACUCAGAUUGAUACGAUGCACAAUGGUAACAUUUAUACGUGUGAAACAUGUGGAAAGACAUUUAAGCAAAAAUCUAAUCUCAAAACCCAUAUCGAUGCGAUACACAAUGUCACUCACUCGUGUGAUAUUUACGGAAAAAAAUUGUCAACAAAAACGUAUCUUCAAAUGCACAUUGAUUCAGUGCAUAAUGGUGUCAAAUAUGUAUGUGAAAUUUGCAAAAAAAUAUUCACACUAAAGAGUAGUCUACAAAUCCACGUCAACUCGGUGCACAAUAACAUCAUUCAUACAUGCGAUAUAUGCUUGAAGACAUUUACACAAAAAGGUUAUCUUAAAAUUCACAUCAAUUCAAGGCACAAUGGUGUCAAAUAUGCUUGUGAAAAAUGUGGCAAGAAAUUUCAACGAAAAAGUUAUCUCAAAAUCCAUAUCGAUUCUAUACACAAUGGGAUUACCUACUCUUGUAAUAUUUGUGAAAAGAUUUUUUCCACAAAAGGUCAUCUCAAAAUCCACGUCGAUUCCAUGCACAAUGGUGUCACUCACUCUUGUGAUAUUUGCGACGGUACAUAUAAAAGAAAGUGUGAAUUGAAUUGGCACGUUCAAUCAGCACAUGAUGGUGUCACUCAUUCAUGUGUUAUUUGCGGAAAGACAUUCUCAAGAAAUUGGUAUCUCAAAACCCACAUCGAUUCAGUGCACAAUGGGAUUAAAUAUACGUGCAGUAUAUGCGGAAAGACAUUUACACAUAAAGGUAAUCUUAAAACACACAUCGAUUCAAUGCACAAUGGGACCAAACAUGCAUGUGAUAUUUGCGGAAAGUCAUUUACUCAGAAAAGUAGUCUUCAAACCCACAUCGAUUCGAUGCACAAUGGAACCAAACAUGCAUGUGAUAUUUGCGGAAAGUCAUUCUCAAGAAAUUGGUAUCUCAAAACCCACAUCGAUUCAGUGCACAAUAAGGUCAAAUAUGCAUGUGAUAUUUGCGGAAAGUCAUUUCCAUACAAAAUUAGUCUUAAAAAACACAUCGAUUCAAUGCACAAUGGGACCAAACAUGCAUGUGAUAUUUGCGGAAAGUCAUUUACUCAGAAAAGUAGUCUUCAAACCCAUAUUGAAUCGACGCAUAAUGGGACUAAACAUUCUUGUGGUUAAUGUGGAGAAACGUCCAAACGAAAGAGAUGUCUUAAAACCCACAUAAAAACCCGGUGCAUUACUCACGUAUUAAAACUCGAAGAAGAUAUAAAUUUUUACGUGUUCAGAAAACCAAUUUAAAAAUGUCCAUUGAUAAUAAUAUUAUAA
Messenger RNA from Trichogramma pretiosum, 1839 nucleotides. RefSeq names its product zinc finger protein 41-like. The transcript is spliced from 3 exons. Gene Ontology annotation, biological process: regulation of transcription by RNA polymerase II. Lineage: Eukaryota; Metazoa; Arthropoda; Insecta; Hymenoptera; Trichogrammatidae. The record is from RefSeq and is a predicted model, not a curated record. Bases 100 to 1692 code for a protein of 530 amino acids. Gene Ontology annotation, cellular component: nucleus. Gene Ontology annotation, molecular function: RNA polymerase II cis-regulatory region sequence-specific DNA binding; DNA-binding transcription factor activity.